AUGCCCGUUAACAUAAGGACCCUCUCUGAGGCUGAAACAUACCGAUACCUGGCCAACGAGCAAUGGCAGGACCCGGGAGUACUGAGCGUUUCCGACCGGGAGGCCGUAUGGAAGGAGAAAGAGCUCCACGGGAAGUUCUACAAGGCCCUACACGAGCCUUUCGUAGAUACUUCUGCCUCCCUCAACUGGCUACGUUUCGGUGACCUCUUUGGGGAAACCGAAGAUUUGUCUGUGCGAUACAGGAUCAGACACAACCUACUAGCCAGCAUCCUACACCAGGAGCUCGCUCUGAAAUACGGUAUCGUGGAUCGGAAACUGCUGUACUAUAAGUACUCUCCGGAGGCCGUGCUCGAAAAUGACCGCGCCAGGCUCUAUUGGGACCGGCCCAUCAUCACGGACAGGACGAUUGUCGCGAACAAACCUGACAUCGUGGUGAUGGACUGGGCACAGUCGUGGGUAUUUUUGGUCGACAUUACCAUUCCAUAUGACGAGAACCUCGUGAAAGCCGAAACAGAUAAGAAGACAAAGUAUCUGGACCUGGCUCACGAGGUGACCGACAUCCUCUCCAAGCAUCUGAGGCGACUGGGACUCCGGGACGGAUCGCUCCAAGCUCAAAUACAGAAAGCGGUGCUCCUCGAUACCGCCCGCAUCGUCCGCCGGUUUCUCUCCCUAUCGCCC
Messenger RNA from Iphiclides podalirius (scarce swallowtail), 678 nucleotides. NCBI's taxonomy places the organism in Eukaryota, Metazoa, Arthropoda, Insecta, Lepidoptera, Papilionidae. The record is from the annotation of a GenBank genome assembly.